Wickerhamiella sorbophila is the source of this 1425-nucleotide messenger RNA. RefSeq names its product Factor arrest protein 8. Lineage: Eukaryota; Fungi; Ascomycota; Dipodascomycetes; Dipodascales; Trichomonascaceae. The coding region runs from base 1 to 1425 and encodes 474 amino acids. The record is from RefSeq and is a predicted model, not a curated record. The transcript has a single exon. Gene Ontology annotation, molecular function: protein binding.
AUGAAUGAACCGGAGUAUACGCUACCGGGCGUGAUGAGGUUUCUGCAGACCGAAUGGCAGCGGAACGAACGCGACAGGAUUCAAUGGGACAUCGAGCGGGCCGAGAUGAAGAGCCGCAUCGCGAAAUUGGAGGGGGAAAAGCAGGAGCUGUUGGCUCGAUCUGACGGCUACGAAAAGGCGUCUGCGAAAACCAAAAAGCAGCUGUCCAGCGGACUGCCUGUGGAAUUGCCGUCUAAUCUGGAAAGCGAGGCGUUUGAGAAGCUUGUGGACGGUAAACAGCAGUUGUCAAAGUGUGUGGGUGAAAUCCGCUAUUUAUUAGAACAAAGUGGUUUAUCUCUGGAAGAUACACCAUCUUUUAGGGACGAGAUUGAGUUUCAAACGGCACGGCGUCAAAAAUUUGGCGCAAAGUCCUAUUUGCACAGCACGUUGGCCAACUACGCGACGGCUUUUCCUGCUUUGGUGUUUUUGAGUGAAAUGGUGCUGGUGCUGGGCACGGUCGACGGUCAAUUGUUGGUUGUCGACCUUGAGUCGCCUGCAAACUCGCCGCCGACUUACUCUUACAGGGUCUUUGAGGGCUCUGUCACGACGAUGCGUUGUGAUGUGGAGGAUCGAGUUUUGUAUGCUUGCGACGACAAGGGUACCUUGGCUAUUUUCAAGUACGAGCCCGAAUACAAAACCCUGUGUUUAAUGAACAGCUUGGAAGCUCAUUCGGCAAGCAUCGUGUCUGUCACUCUGUCAACAACCCACAGCUUGUUUGUCACUGCAUCGCUUGAUGGAACAUGUAGCGUGUGGAAGCUAUCAAAACUAGGUGAAAAUGAGGCCAGUGUUUCCAACUGCCGCACCGCAUCAAUGCGAUUCUAUCCCGAAAGCUUAGCUAUCAACCCUACUGCGGUGUGGUUCAGCGACGACGCGUUUACAGCUGCGUUGCCCACUAACCAAAUUAUCAUCGGGUACAGCGACUCCAGUAUUGUUGUUGCCGACGCAGUUUCCGGCCAGAUGGUCAAACGCAUGUACUCUCCGCCUUCGUCAAUCCUACUUGAGCGGGCCGCGCCAAGCAUCACGGCGAUCGUCAGUUACGGUGUGCCCAACGGCGACAAGCUCCUCCUCACAGCACAUGCGACUGGAAUGUUGAGAAUAUGGAACGUUCGCAUGGGCACGAUGGUUGAGGAGGUUGAGGCGGCCCACCGCAAGCCCAUCACGUCGGUAUCACUCUCGCCUCGUAAAGAUGCGCUGGUGGUUACAAGCGAAGACGGCCACGUCUCCUUGUGGACUUUGCAGCUGGGAGGUGUCACCUGGAAAGGGCAGCUACUAAGUCACGACUCGCUAGAAGCCGGCGGUGCAUUGUCGAGCGGAUGGUUUGGCGAUAUGCUGGCGAUCGGCGGGUCGGACGAGAUCGCUCGAGUGUACAAUAUGGCGGCAUUUUAG